AUGCAGGUCCAGUCGGUUCCUCUCGGCUCUGUCACGAUCGGACCGCGGUCUUGGAGCGAUGGGACGGUCCGGUCCGUCCGGCGGGCGGAGCGCCUUGUCCGGCAGACUCAGGCCGGGCGGUCCGCAGCCUGCAGCCGACCCCUGAGCUGCAGUGCCGCCGCCGGGUUCAGCCCAGAGGACGCUGCAGAAACAGGCGCAGAUAAGAUAAGAGCGCAGAGUCGUGACUCCAAAAAUAAGAUGUCGAGGCCUCGAACUACCGGAGUGACGCUCCCUGCCGGCUCCCAGGGGACGUCCCUGGUCCCGUUCCCAUCCUCCAGUCUGCGGGAGCAGUGUGCCGGCAGCAGCGCCGCCGUGGCCGUGCACUACAUGCGGAGCGUUCGGGAGGUGGAGAUCCAGCUGCGCAAGCAGGCCGGCAGGGUGAAGGAGGAGGGGGUGAGGCUGGAUAGGGAGCGGGGCCACGUGGAGAGGAUGCUGCUCAGCAUCAGGACCAGUCUGACCGUAAACAGGAGGAGCUGGGAGGGCCGAGCCAGGAGGCCGUCCACCGCUGAGAUGGAGAGCGACGGCGCUGAUUACCUGCUGCUGUGUGAGAAAAGAGAGCUGGCCCAGUUGAAACAGGAUCUGGAGGGAGUGCUGAGAGACACACUGACGCAACAGCAGGCUCUGGGCGUGAGCAGCAGGCAGCUGCUGGACUGUGCAGCUGAACGGGCUCAUGUCCUGGAGCUGCUGCCUCACAGCGGCUCUGCUGGAGGUCACGGCACCAAUGCUCACACCUUCACCAGAACAGACCCCAUUGGACCCUUCACACCAGAGUGUAAACAGGCUUUAGAGUCGUCCUCUCUGGCAGUGAAACAGUCACAGCUGCUGAGGGAAAACAUCAGACAGAUGCUAACAGGCGCCAUCAGCAGGCAGAAAGCUGCUCAUUGUUCCGUCAACGACGGCCUGGUGAAGAAAAUUGCAGAGACAGUCUGUCUGCAGCAAAAUCUAACUGUGACGUCUGCAGCCACCAGACAGGCCAUGUUUCGCAAGCAGAGAGAAAUCAACUGUAUUCGUCACAGCCACGACAGAGCACAGGGUCCUGAGUACAGCGGAGACAUACUAUCCAGAGAGAAGCUCAACAGACCCGUGGUGCAGGUUUACCAGAGACAUCCGGGGACACAGUUACCUGAAGCUGCUCGGCUCAUUCAGGGCAGCAUGUUGCUCAGACAACAUCGACAGUCCUCUGAGGGCAUGCUGGCGAGGCUGCAGCGCACCUGCCUGCAGCUUCUGGACGACCUGCACGACAAGACGGCAGCGGCGCAGGGGGACACAGCAGUCAUCCGCAUGAGGCGCCAGCAGGUCAACAAGAGAGCCAUGCCCACUUUCCUCUGGCAGGGGGCGUCCUGAAGCCAGCUGCCUCUGUCUGGGGUUC
Stegastes partitus (bicolor damselfish) is the source of this 1408-nucleotide messenger RNA. RefSeq names its product tektin like 1 (gene tektl1). The transcript has 8 exons. NCBI's taxonomy places the organism in Eukaryota, Metazoa, Chordata, Actinopteri, Pomacentridae. The record is from RefSeq and is a predicted model, not a curated record. Bases 1 to 1383 code for a protein of 460 amino acids.